Molecule: messenger RNA, 799 nt
Organism: Arabidopsis lyrata subsp. lyrata
Lineage: Eukaryota; Viridiplantae; Streptophyta; Magnoliopsida; Brassicales; Brassicaceae
Source: RefSeq, a predicted model, not a curated record
CUCUCUCUAUCACUCUUUUUUUAUUCUUCUUUGGGUGCACAAAAAACUAACAAAACUCUCUUUUUUUCACAAAUGGCAUCAAAAAUUACCCUAAUGCUUAAGGGAAGAAAGCUUCAGACAUUUACAAUGUCAUAAGUUAUGGAUCACAAAUUUAUGGCAAGAUCAAAGAAGUUUUCAAGAACAAAAGCAAGAGAUCAAGAGUCCACAAGAGUCAAAGAUAUUACUCUUCUUGUGAAGAAGAGUGAUGAAGAUAAUCAACUCAAACAACCAACACUCCAAGAAAUGAUGACUCAACGUGUUAUGUAUAGUUUUGUUUUAUUUCUUAAGUAUUUUUUGGUAAAAUUUCUUACUUUUUCUUCCACAAACUUAUAUCUUUGUGUAAUUGAUUUAAACUAUAUAUUUUUCUACCAAUUUUUAUUAGUUUUUUCUUACAAAAAUUUGGUAAAAACUUGGUUCUUUUUUUUGUGUAAUUUUAAUAAUUUUCUUAAAUUUAUUUUGGCAAAAAUUCACUUAUACAAAAAAUUUUUAAUCUUUUGCACAGGUUUUACUCAUGGCCCCUCUCCCUUACUGUCUCUCUCUUUCUUUCAAGUCCAAGCUCUUCCUCCUCAACUAGUCACUCCUUACGUGGUUGCCCAAUGGCUCAAGAGGGAGCUAAAUGUUGAUGGGCUUGGAUCCAACUAAGCUACAACAUCACGUUUUGUUAAUAUUGUUUUUGCUAUAACUUAAAGAACUUUAUAUUAUUAAUGUAAGGAGUGAACUUUUACCUUUAAAGUUGAAUGAUGUGUUUAUGUUUAUGUCA